Messenger RNA from Lethenteron reissneri (Far Eastern brook lamprey), 4301 nucleotides. RefSeq lists its product as uncharacterized. The record is from RefSeq and is a predicted model, not a curated record. NCBI's taxonomy places the organism in Eukaryota, Metazoa, Chordata, Hyperoartia, Petromyzontiformes, Petromyzontidae.
AUUCAGGCUGGCCUGUCUACGAUCCAUCCAGGGUUUAACCUGCAGGCUGGAUUAUUUGAGCUCACAAAUCCUUGAACGAUCUGAACAGUCCCAUUGGUGAUCUCCUCCAGCAAGCAAAUCUGUGUUGGAUGGGUCACGUAGCCUGCAUGCCCAGCCACCACAUGCCCAAACAACUAUUGUUUGGCCGGAUAGAGGGGGUUAAAUGGGUGCAAAACAGGAUAGUUAAGAAAUGGACUCAUGUUGUACAGGGUGAUAUGGAGCUGCGUGGACAAGAUCAGCCUCUGUGGAGGAGGCUCGUGAAGGACACUACUGGCCAGUUGGAUGCAGUCGCCCUCCAGCAAUAGCAGAGUGCAGAAGAGCACCAGCGAAACGUUACAGUACUCAAGUGGGAAAUGUUGCGGUUUUACUCUCCAACACACCGGUUAGUGCUAAAGUAGUAACUCAUUGGCUAUGAUUUGUUUACGUGACAAACCCUAAUUGGCUGUGUUAGGAGGUGGUGUGUUAACGACACAUUUAUACUAUUUGGUUCUUUCAGUAAAGUCACGUACGUAUAAAAUGAAAUAAAUGACGUUUCGGGUGCAACACAAGCGUCCUUCAUCAGGUGGGAAAGUGAAACGUGAUUUAUUUUAUUUUAUACCUACGUGACUUUACCGAAAGAACCAAAGAGUAUGGAUUCCUGCAGUCACCAAAGCUUCAAAUCAAGAUUGACACAUUCAUAUUUACGUGAUCUUACCCAAAAUCACUUUUACUUAGGCUAUUGGUCGCGAAAGCCCCUGCUAUUUACUACGUGUUACACGUUAUUUACGACAUUCAGUCACAUGGUCUGUCUGGCGCUUACCCGGAGGACGGAACACGGACAAGCAAGCUCGCCUCAAUAGUGCCACAAGUCAGGCAAGUCGUCGAUUUCGGGGAAUUCCUCAUCCGAAAUGGUGGAGGUGCACCAGGGAAACAAUGGAAAACCAACAAUAGUGGCAAUAUCCUCGUAGAGCAAUGCCAAGCCACGGAAACGAAAGGGUGGUUGGGUGAGUCGGUGGGUGGGUAGGUGAAUUGGUUAGUGAGUGGGUGAGUCGGUGGCUGAGUGUGUGGGGAGUGAGUGAGAGAGGUUGCGAGUCGGUAGCCGUGGCGCAGUGAUUCGCACUACCGCGCUGCGCAACUAACCCGGGACCUGAUUGAACCGAGUUAGAUUUUCACUCGGCCAACAACAGCAGCAGCAGUACCUUGAUGCAGUGUGUAAACAGUGUGUAAACAUCACUACGAGGGAGACAAAGGCGGCUGGGUUAGGUGGUUGGUAGCUAACCAGGUAUUUGCCAGUUCAAGCUCACAGCACUUGCCUCAACCUGGCUGUUCUGGAGUGAGAGGGGGAGGCAGAGCGGAAAAAGCUGUCGCUGGAGCUUCAAGGCGGUUGAAGAGGAGGAAGCGAUGACAAGAAUGUGAAUUAUGCAAAACAGAGACGCAGGUAGAGAGAGACAAGAUAAGAUAGCGGUGUGAGAGGGACACUCAGAGAGAGACUCAGAGAAACUCAGAGACUCAUCGAAAGAUUAAUUGGGACACCUCGUCUAUAAAUGGCGUCACUGAAGGUGAUGGUGAUGAUGGUGGCAAUGGUGAUGGUGGCUGAGGCUCAAGUUACCUCAAAUACUACGGUUACUGCACAUGCUCCGGUUACUGCAGAUACUUUAGUCAUCAUCAUCUACAAGAGUGAUUUGAGCCGACCUCUUGGAGCCAGCUACUCCGAUGCUUGUGUAGCCCCCGAAUGGACUUUAGCCAUCAUUGCCUACAAGUUUAAUCUCACCCGACCUUCUGGAGCCAGCUCCUCAGAUGCGUGUGAACCCUACCCAACGGAUACCACAAUCCCGCCAACUUUAGUGACGACGACGACUCGACCUACAACUACCACGCAAAGCUCUGCCCUGGGAAUCGGCGUGGGAGUCGGGGUGGGAGCUGGGGUUCUGCUCAUCCUCGUCAUCACGCUCAGCGUCUGCUACUGCAAGCGACGCAAUGAGCCCCAUGCCCUACAGAAGCGUCAAAACACCUCUGCUACAGAGGAUCCCUCACGAUACAUCCCGAGUCCAGUUGGCCGGGGCCAACUGCCGGUGCCUGGUAAACUGCCUGGUAUGAAGGUGCAGCAGGAGAGUGAUGAACUGCCUGGUAUAAAGUUUCAGCGCGAGGCGAUGAAGGAUAAUGCAGAUGGAAUCUACGAAGAGCUGGACGAUGAGGGAAGAGCCCAGAAGACGGAGCCUCACUACCUGAACUACAAGGCUCAGGUUCAGCACUCGGCGUCGCCCUACGAAUGCCCAGACUCGCAGUUGAACAGCGCCACCACCAAGCCAGGGGUGGAGAGCCCGUACGUGGAUCUUACCGUUUAGUGAGCUGUGAGGAGUGAGGAGGAGGCAUGAGGAGGAGCAGGGAGGAUGAGGAGUGAGAAGGGAGGAGAAGACCCACAGAUUGACACAGAGACACACAGAUUCGUUACAGAGACCCACAAACUCACCACACAGAGACCCACAGACUCGCCACACAGAGAUCCAUAGACUCAUCACACAGAGACCCACAGACUCAUUACAGAGACCAAUAGAUUCAUCACACAGAGACGGAUAGACUCAGAAAGAGACCCACAGACUCAUCACAGAGACCCAUAGACUCAUCACACAGAGACCCACAAUCUCACACAGACUCCCACAAAGACCCACAGACUCACACAGAACCGACUAAUUUUGGUUAACUGCCAGCAGAUGUCCAUAGGCAAUGGCUGGUUUCGCGACUUGCACUAUCUAGAUGUACGUUCCCGUUCCAGCCUGCGCUAUGCAGUCACUCACUGGCGUCGCGUGGAAUCUUAUGUUUCAGGUCUUGGGGUUUAAAUCUGAUGUGUAACUUUGAGCUUUGUCCCCCCCCCCCCCCCCCGCACAACCCUGGGCUCGAGGGUCAAGAGGAGGAAGUAUUUACUCGAUCACCGAAUCGCUCACUUAGUAACUCACCCACCCAGCUACCCUAUCGCCCACGCACCUACCCACACACCCACUUACUCAACUACUCACCCACCAUAUUACCCAAUCACUCACUCAACCACUCACCUACAAUAUUACCCACACACUCACUCAUCCACUUACUCACCCACUCACCAACCUAUCCACUCAUCCACCCACUCACCCACCGACUUCCUCACUAAACUAAACUUAAUAUUUUACUAGUUAAAGCCUACUGAUAUAUAUAGUGGCUUAUCACGUGGAAAUGUAUAGUAGCCAAAUACUCUUAAUUCAUGUUGAUUCUAAAUAUGGAGGGAAAAAAUUGGAGCCGGAGAAAAAUCCAUUCAACCACAUCCAGAGAUACUUUAACUCAAAAUAUACGGCAGGCGUCAGGGUUGGAAUCGAAUCCAAAACCUCCUGCAUAGCAGGCGAGGUAGUUAACAUCUGCUAGUCACCACGGCGACCCCACUCACCCCCUCAUUCAAAGGAAAAGUGUACAGAAGGCAACGUUUCAGGCAAUGACCCUUCUUCAUCGCACACACGGAGAGAGAGGCGAGCAGUGCCAGUGAGCCUAAUGAAAACCACAGUGAUUAUAUAAUAAAUGAAUGCACUCACUUUCUGUCUGUUUAGCCUCAAUUAAUGCACUAAUUUCCUAUCAGUUAAUCCUCAAUCUAUACACCCACUUCCUGCCUCCCAAUGUUCAAUGUAUACAUCCACGUCCUGCCUCUCAAUGUUCAAUGUAUACACCCACUUCCUGUAUCUCGAUCCUCAAAUAAUACACCCACUUCCUGUCUGUUAAUCAACAAUGUGUACUAACUUCCUAUCUCUCAAUCCUCAAUUCAUACACCCACUUCCUGUCUGUUGAUCUUCAAUUCAUAUACUCACUUCCUGUCUAUAAAUCCUCAAUGUAUUCACCCACUUAUUCUCUCAAUCCUCGUGAAUGGAUUUGGGAAUUGGCGCAGCAUCACCUGCGUGCUCUGAAGAAAACCCUACCUGUCAAGAGCUGCUAGUGAUGGUGGUGAUGGUGAUGAAUAUCGUGGAGGCUUCUCGACUAUUAUUUAAACAGCGGUAGUGGAGCCGUUAGCUCACUGCGCUACAACACCAGUGACGAUUAUAUGAACAAGUCCUGGACCUCCCCUAGGUCGGUUUAGCCUCAAAUGAGUACCUGGUAUGUUGCGUAAAUAUCACCACUUUGGAAGCCACCAGCAUAGGUGCUCGCUAACAGCACUUUCCCCAACAGCCUGUUAAUGUGUUACGGGGGAUAUUUGUCUUUGGUGAUGGUGGUGAUGAAUAUCAUGAGGCUUCUCUCCUGUCAAUUAAACAUAUUACUGGUGAUGGUGA